CUCAAAUGGGAGACACCUAGAAAAAAUAUUUAAAUUUUUUAGGUUUUUCUUCUGUUUUCCGUUGAUAGGUGAUGGAGAGUGUGUGCCCAGUGAGGAAGAGGUAAUAAUGUCUACAUUUUGCCAUCUUAGAAAUGAGAAUUCAGGACUCCCGCCACCACCAAAGGAGGAAGUAGACCCGUGAUGUAACGUGACCAGACUGAUGACCCUAGUAAAGAAGGUGCCAGCCAUGCCAUUUUGCAUUGUCUCUGGCUGCUCCAGCAAGUCCAAUAAAACCACGUCCUGCAGGGGGAUUAUUUUGCACGUCUUCCCCCGCAGCAUUGACAGGAUUAAAUGUUGGCUGCGCCAAACGGGACAGGACUUCGGAAACCUCAACAAAUUUGCGAAGAGAGUGCUGGACGGCAAGAAAACUGAUAUUUUCAGGUUAUGCUCUGAGCAUUUUACACCUGACUGUUACGUCACCAACAUUUCCAAAAAAAUCUUGAGAGACGAUGCUUUGCCCACCAUAUUUCCAAACAAAGGGGUCAUCUUAACGGCACGUUCCAAAAGAGCAAGGAUGGAAUUUGGAGUUAAUAAGACCAAUCAUCUGAACACAAUGUUGGGUAGCAAUCUUGUAGCUUCAACUUCCAUGGAGAACGUGAAAUUUGGCUCUCGAAAUUUGGCUCGGGGUCUUGGAUAUUUCGCCUCACAGCCAUCGAACCCGCAAGACGGCUUCAUUGACGUUAUGAGUACCUCCAACCUGAAUUCUCCUGACUCAGAAGAACCUAAUGAUAUCCCUGAAGGAGCCUCAAGUCUCGGUGACACGCUUACAGCAGAGGAAAACUCCUGGAGAUCCAAUGAACUGGUUCCAGAACGAAGAUUUAUUGUGUUUGAGUCUUGCCUGGAUAAAAUUCUCAAGCAAGUGUCCUGUUUUUGUGGAGAGAAGAUAUGCGCUCUUCACAAAGUAGUACAAGGGAUGUAUCUACGUGUCACUGGGAUGUGCCCAUGUGGCCAUAAAAGUCUUACGUGGGAGAACCAACCCAUGAGGGGUCGGAAAAACCAUGUUGGAAAUGUGCCAUUUCCAGAGGCCUCGCUGUGUAACACAGAUGGAUCCAAUAAGAAAAAUACACCAGAGAGGUAUCCCAGUCCACUUUCUUCCCGGGAUUCCACGCAGAAACAUCAAAACGCCACAGAGAAUUAUGAAAGCGAAGGCUUGAACGUUAUUAAAGUUGAAAAUGAGGAAGAGCUGAAUGAGAGCGGUGAUGAUCCAUGUAAGGAGGAGGAAAUCCCUCCAGACGUCAGCACAGAUCCCGGAGAUACUCAAAGAGAGGUCAGUGAUGAUGAGGAGGAGGAAGAAGGACAUGUGAGGAUCAAAGAGGAGGAAGUACCUCCAGAGAUCAGCACAGACCCUGGAAAUACCAGAGGGACUCAGACAGAGGUCAAAUCGGAGGAGGAGGAGGAGGAGGAGGAAGACGAAUGUGUGAGGAUUAAAGAGGAGGAAAUUCCUAUAGAAAUCAGCACAGGUGCACUGAGUAACAGAAAUACACCCGAGAGUCACAGUCCUCCGAAUUCUCCAAAUUCCACAGAGGAACAUCACAAGAUUCCACACCAUCAUCAGCAGGAUGAAAGUACUAUUAAAGUUGAAGUGAAGGAGGAAGAUCUGUAUCUGAGGGGCGAAGAGCCGCGUAAAAAGGAAAAAGUCCCUCCAGAGAUUGGCACAGAUGGAAAAUACAGAAGGUAUGACACUAUAAUAUCUCCCGAUUGUGAAACAGAUGAUGACAUCGCAUCCAAGUCUUCAGAGGAUGAUGACAUCACGUCUGAGUCUUCAGAAGAAGACUCCACCACUCAAAAUCUCAAUGCAGCCCUUCCUUGUACUAAUCUUUCCUCCGGUGGAGGGUGUUUACCCGAUCACACCCCUCCCGCCACCGAUCGCACGUGUGGGGUAGAUGACGAAACGGUCUCGUGUUCUAAGUGCGGCAAAUGUUUCACCCAUAGGGCAGAACUUAUUGAGCACCAGAGAAGUCAUGGGGUAGUGAAGUCAUUUUCAUGUCCCGAGUGUGGAAAAUGUUUUACGAAGAAGCGCUACUUAAUUGAACAUCAGAACAUUCACACGGGAGAAAAUCUUUUUUCGUGUUCAGAGUGCGGCAAAUGUUUUACCAGGAAAGGAAAGCUUAUCGUUCAUCAGAGAUCCCACACCGGGGAGAAACCGUUUUCAUGUUCAGAGUGCGGGAAGUGUUUUUCCCAGAAAGCAACUCUUAUCAAACACGAGAGAGUUCACACGGGAGAGAAGCCGUAUUCCUGUUCAGAGUGCGGAAAGUGUUUCACCGGGAAAGAUAUACUUAUCACACACCAAAGAAUUCACAGAGGAGAGAAGCCAUUCUCCUGUCCAGAAUGCGGCAAGGGCUUUCGGCAGAAGUCGGACCUCACCAGACAUUGUAGAAACCACACAGCCGAGAAACAAUACUCCUGUCCGACGUGCGAAAAAAGCUUUCCUGAAAAAUCACUUCUAGUUAUACAUGAACGGGUUCACACCGGGGAGAAGCCAUUCUCUUGUUCCGAGUGCGGGAAGUGCUUCUCCCAGAGAGGAAGCCUCAUUUCUCACGAGAGGAUUCACGCACCAGAAAAACCGUUCUCCUGCUCCGAGUGCGGGAAGAGCUUUACCCAGAAGCAAAACCUCAUCGCGCAUCAAAGAACACACACGGCUGAGAAGCCGUUUUCGUGCUCCGAAUGUGGAAAGUGUUUUACCCAAAGGGUAAACCUCGUCUCUCACCAAAGACUUCACACAGGAGAGAGGCCGUUCUCUUGUUCUGAAUGCGGAAAGAGCUAUACUAACAGAUCGCACCUGGCCACCCAUCAGAUUGUUCACAUGACUGAUAACCCGUAUUCCUGUCCUCAGUGUGGGAAAUGUUUCACCCGUAGGGGUAGUCUCAUCCAACACCAGAGAUCACACACUGGGGAGAAGCCAUUCUCCUGUCUGGAAUGUGGGAAAAUGUUUACAAGGAAAACUUCGCUUAUGUCCCAUCUUGGUUCCCACAGGAUACAAGAGGUUCCUAUGUGAGGCCCCGUACACACGACCGAGUUUCUCGGCAGAAUUCAGCCAGAAACUCGGUCGGAGCUGGAU
Molecule: messenger RNA, 3097 nt
Organism: Rana temporaria (common frog)
Lineage: Eukaryota; Metazoa; Chordata; Amphibia; Anura; Ranidae
Product: zinc finger and SCAN domain-containing protein 2-like
Exons: 10
Coding region: 200-3034 (944 amino acids)
Source: RefSeq, a predicted model, not a curated record